Aspergillus aculeatinus CBS 121060 is the source of this 1509-nucleotide messenger RNA. RefSeq names its product Zn(II)2Cys6 transcription factor. Bases 10 to 1509 code for a protein of 499 amino acids. The transcript has 3 exons. Gene Ontology annotation, molecular function: zinc ion binding; transcription cis-regulatory region binding; DNA-binding transcription factor activity, RNA polymerase II-specific. Gene Ontology annotation, cellular component: nucleus. NCBI's taxonomy places the organism in Eukaryota, Fungi, Ascomycota, Eurotiomycetes, Eurotiales, Aspergillaceae. Gene Ontology annotation, biological process: positive regulation of transcription by RNA polymerase II. The record is from RefSeq and is a predicted model, not a curated record.
CAAGCAACCAUGCAUGACACAGUUGCCUCUAGAAUAAGACGACGCAAUGGUUCCAAGCACGACCGAACGGGCUGUCUGACGUGCCGUUACAGACACAAGAAAUGCACUGACAACACUUUCCCGGAAUGCGGAGCAUGCAUCCGCCUCAACCUCAAAUGUGUGAGAGAGCCCAAACGUCAGAUUGCCCCUGACCCACGGGCUCAGCCCGGUGAAUCGAGCACCGCGCCCUCCGUCCGAACAGUGGAUUUCUUCCACGACUGCCACCCCUUCGCCAUCCAAGAGACGAAUCGAUCCUCUAUGCGGCAGUACGCAAUGAAAUACUACAUCAACGUUAUGACCCAGGUGUUAGCAGUCAGCCAGCAGUACAACUCCUUUCUCUCCGAAUUCGUACCAUUGUCCGUCGACUCGCCCGCUCUGUCGGGUGCAUUGAUCUCCUGGGCGUCAGGCCAUCUAGCCGCCGCAGCAGACGAGCGCUACCGCAUCACCGCGCUAGAAGCGCGAUCCACCGCCCUCGGCCAUCUGGCAUCAGCUCUAUCCGAUCCCUCCCCGCACAACGAUGCCGCCUGCACUCAAGUAGCCACCUGCCUUGUCCUCCUGACCUCGGAAGUAUGUCUCGGCAACCAGACCGGAUGGUAUGCCCACCUUCUCGGCGCAAAGAGCAUCAUCCUCUCCGCCGCCGCCACAACCUGCAGCGGAGUCGCCGGCCCCGACGCCCUCAAAUCCACCCCGGAAGGCCAGUGGAUCCUCCGCAAUUUCGCCUACCACGAUAUCCUAGGCAGUGUUACGCUGGGCACGAAGCCGCUACUGCGCGCCGAUUACCUCCACGGCAUCACGGACGGGGUGGUGGAUACGUAUCUGGGCGUGGCGGCAGGAAUCCUGCCGCUGAUCGCGGAGAUUAGUUUUUUAGACCCUUCUCCGGGUAGGGAUAGUGGCACACUGGUGUCAUUUUCCAAUCAUAACCAUGACCAGGAAGUGCAUGUAUCAUGCACUGAGAUCGAGCACAAGCUGCUGGCCUGGCGGUGCCCCAGCACCGCCUCCCCGUCGCUGGUCGCGUUGGCAUACGCCUACCGCGGCGCCGCCCGGAUCUAUCUGUACCGGCGGAUGCGGAGCUUUCUCCGCUGCCACAGCAACAGCUUCUCACGCGGUGAUGCUCUUCAGAGUGGGUAUCAAGACAACACGCUAGAAGUCAAGAUGGCAGCCGCCGUGGCCGAGACCCUGGCCCACAUCCAGGGAAUCCCCUGGGCCGAGCAAGUUGAAUCCGCGCUGUUGUUCCCGCUCUUCCUGGCCGGCGGAGAGGUGACGACGCCUGCCGCGAUGGCGGUGAUCCGCCAGCGCCUUGAGCUGAUGUUCGCGCGUCGGCGGUUCGAGAAUAUUGCGCUCGCACAGGCUACCCUGGAGGAGGUGUGGGCGCAUCGUCUGAGGGAGGCAGGGAUAAGUUCACUACCAAGUGGCGGGGGAGAUUGGGAGGAGGUUCUCGCCAGACGGGGGGGUCAGCUUUUGUUAACUUGA